AUGAGUGAAAUUCUGAAAUCAGAAUUAAAAAAAUACGGGGAAAAUACGUCUGUGAGAGGAAUUUCAAAGUGUUUCAAAACAAAUGAUGCCUUCUUGAAAGUGCUCUGGCUGAUUUUGUCGUUUGGAUCUACGACCUACAUGGCGAUUAAGCUGUACGCGCUGUUAGAAAACUACUAUGAAUAUCCGAUAACUACAGAAUUUGGAGAAAAGUCUCUCAUUGCUAACUUGCCUUUUCCUCCCUCUUCCAAUCUCAAUCUCUUUGAUGUAACCUUUGACCCAUCCCGCUCUUUCAGAGGAAUGAGUUUGCUACUGAAUGUUGGUCCAAUCAAAAAUACAAUGAUAUCCUACCAGUCUUCUCAAUCGAGAGGAGUUAAAGUGAGUGUACACAGUCCUGGAAUUCUUGCGGACCUCAAGCGUGGAUUCAAUGUGGCUCCCGGAACUGAAAAUAUCGUCGAAAUUACUCAAACUGAAAGAAGACGUUUAGAUAAACCACACAAUAAAUUGGGUUGCACAAUGGCCAUGUUUUCUUAUGUUAAAUACACUCAUGAUAUGUGCAAUGAAAAUUAUCUACAAAAGUUUAAAUCCAUUGAUGCAGGCUGUAAAUCACAUCUGCUGUUUUGGUCAGGCUCGGAGUUAGAAAAAUCUUUAUUAAAAAUAAACUACAUUAUGAAACAAAACUUUCCUUAUUUUCAACAAGAUAAAGCUGUUCAUACAUAUGAAACGAUGCUCGGAUCUGUGGGAGUUUCGACAACCGGUAGACCAUCACGCCGCCUUCGAUGGGUUUACUGCACAUGUUACGUGACACUAGGCGAGGAUCUUUUUCUAUUUAAUCCCAACGACAACAACACGGGUUUAUUAGCAUUUGUAGUCAUUUUAUUAAUUUUUAUGACCAUUUUGAAAAUUGUGAACAUUAUUUUUUAUGUUCAAGUGGAUGUUGAUUUGAAGUAA
Molecule: messenger RNA, 948 nt
Organism: Helobdella robusta
Lineage: Eukaryota; Metazoa; Annelida; Clitellata; Rhynchobdellida; Glossiphoniidae
Exons: 6
Coding region: 1-948 (315 amino acids)
Biological process (GO): sodium ion transmembrane transport
Cellular component (GO): membrane
Molecular function (GO): ligand-gated sodium channel activity
Source: RefSeq, a predicted model, not a curated record